AUGAGGGCAACAGUUGAGUAUGAAGACCUCACACCAUCAGCAACAGCCAAGGCAGUGAGAUCAUUCAAGAUCUUCAGUCAUGACUCCUGGCCAGAGCAGAGAGACCAGCUAAUCGACUACGGUGGUGAAGAGUUGGAUUUCCUGCUGGACCACUUCUCUAUUGUGCUAACAAGAAAUGGCUGUGACAUUAAUCUGGCUAGAGAGGAGUACCAGUCCAUGAAGAUGUUCAUCGCGAGUAACUACGUGGACAAAUCCUCCCACAGCCUCUGGGAGAUGAUGUUAACCAAGGAGCCAUACAUCUCUGAUUACAAGAACAUUCUCCAUCUUGUGAACAUCAUGCUUGUCCUUCCUGUGUCAUCGGCUGUGUGUGAAAGGGGAUUCUCAGCACAGAGGAGGAUAAAAUCUGAUGUCAGAGGGUCCUUGCAUGUGGACACAGUGGAGGACCUGAUCAGAAUAAGUCUUGAGGGACCAAGCUUGGAGGAGUUUGAUGCCAAGGAGGCUGUGCAGAUGUGGUUUAGUCAGAGUAAAAGAGCUAGAAGGCCCAACUACAAGGGUUGGCCUACAGAGGUGCCUAGCCAUAGUGGCCCUCAAGAGGUUGAGUUCUAAAGGGAGGAAAAUGAGAUCCAUAUAAGAGAGUUCUUUGUUUACUUGUUUUGUUGUGGUCAUGCUGUAUGGACAGUAAGUUACAAGUUACUGACCACAUACUUGAUGCUUACAUUUGUUAAUUUAUUAUUUGGUGCCUCUGUUGAAGGAAGGCCUUUAAUUUACCGUAAUGAAGUUUUCUU
This is a messenger RNA of Epinephelus moara (kelp grouper), 785 nucleotides long. Its product is annotated as zinc finger protein 862-like. The transcript is spliced from 4 exons. The coding region runs from base 1 to 606 and encodes 201 amino acids. Lineage: Eukaryota; Metazoa; Chordata; Actinopteri; Perciformes; Serranidae. Gene Ontology annotation, molecular function: protein dimerization activity. The record is from RefSeq and is a predicted model, not a curated record.